Molecule: messenger RNA, 2940 nt
Organism: Dermacentor albipictus
Lineage: Eukaryota; Metazoa; Arthropoda; Arachnida; Ixodida; Ixodidae
Source: RefSeq, a predicted model, not a curated record
CAGGUUUUUGGCGCACGCGGCAGGCAUCUUUUUAAAAGAGGCGUUAGUUGGAGCAGGGUGGCUUUCUAUACUCGCUAUGAAGAAAGCGGCUGUUGUUCCGAGUGGCACCGACCAAGGAGGCCGUGUUAACGACCCCGUCACACACUACGUGCUGUUUCAGCCAGAAAUCGGGACAGAAGACACCAGCCACACUGAACUUUCACGCGAUGACGCUGUGUACGUCGUGGCCGAUUCAUCUGAGUCUUCAGGGACUAUGACCACGGAAGAAUGGCUGUCGGCAUCUGGCAGCCUUUCCGAAUGUAAUACGGCGGAGCAAACUGCGGGGAAAGCGAAAACGAAGAAAAAGCAUUCGUUCGUUUGGGAACACUUCGACGGCCACACAUUGGACAAAUGCAGCCAAGUGUGCAAGCACUGCAAUAUGAGUGUGCGUCUCGGUAAAGAAGGCGGCUGCAGCAAACUAGGCACCACGGCAAUGCGUCGUCACCUUGAAAACCACCACGCGCACCUCUUGACCGGCCUUCCCUCUCGAGUGGACGUUGUGCGCGCCAGAAAAUCACGAGCAGGGGAUAGUGCGAGUGAUGAUGCUGUAACCAGUGGUGGUAAGGUGAAAAGCUUGGAUGGUAGAAGGAAGCGGCAGCCUUCGUCAUCAGUUUGGCAGCACUUCGAUUACUAUGGUAGCGACAGAUUUCUGGUGGUGUGUAGAAUCUGUAGAAUGCAAGUGCGUCUGGGAAAGGAUGGUGGGUGCAACAGGGUGGGGACAACUGCAAUGCAUAGGCAUGUCACUAUUCACCACAAAUUCUUACUUCAGAAAAACCCCACCCUCAAAACGAGAGAAGGUCAUGGCAGGAGAAGCCAAGAUGUGUCCUGUAAUAUGACCAAACGGUCACAAGUGUCACCAGCAGUUGCUGCUGUACAUAAAAAAGUACUCGAAACCAAGAGCGAGUCCUGUGGACUGCGUCACGCUGAUUCAAUGGCUCUAAACCAUCGCUUGGCAGUGUUCAUGGCUAAUGGUAUCCAACCGUUCUCACUUGCAGAAGAACCAGCUUUUCUCGAGUUCAUGCGCUGCUGUGCACCUCAGUGGAAGGUUCCCAACAAAGCCUAUUUUGCAAACUCUGGUGUUCCUGCGCUUGCAACCAUGAUUAAAGAAGCAGUGAGAAAGGACCUGAAAACUUGUGUUGGAGGUACCGUGCACCUUGGUACUGAAACAUGGCAGGGCCCCCACAUGUGUGACCUAGUGUCUGUGACAGCAUUCUGGGUGAAGUCUCAAGAGCCUGCACAAAAUCUUGUAAGGUGCAGGGCUGUCCUGGAUGUUGUUAAUCUUGGAGAGUCAUGUACUCUUGAAAAUGUCAGUCAAGCGCUGGAGACAGUUAUUAAAGACUGGCUGCUGCCUGCAGAGCUUAAGGUUGGGUGUAUAGUUACUGAACGUCUUCCCAGUGAAGCACCACCUUUUCUGGAAAUGCAGCUAAAGCACAUCACUUGCAUGGCCCACUGUCUCGAUUUUGAAGUAGAAAACCUGCUCUUCACAUUUCAUAGUAAGCUAGCAGACUCAUUUGACAUGGCUCGCACCAUUUGCAGCCAGUUGUGCCACAACGAUACAGCUAGAGCCAAAUUGAAGGCAAUUCAGUCGCAUCACAACCUCAAGCAGAGGCCACUGGUGCCAGAUUCUCCCACAAAUUGGAAAAGUACACUGCGCAUGUUAAAGCACUUCUGUGAGCAGAAGCUGGCAGUAAAUGAGUAUCUGAGAGGGUCAGGUGGAAUUUCUGUCAGCCCAGAGCAGUGGUUAGUGCUCAGGGAUGCAGCUAGCGUGCUACAGCCUGUGGAAGAAGUUGUUCGCCUCCUGAGCAUGGAUACAGCCGUGAUGGGACAGGUCCUCCCGCUGCUCUGCUUUGCUGAGAAGAUGCUGCAGAGCACGUUGGAGAGAUCUGAAAGAGGCAGUCCUGCACACUGGCUUUCAGCCCACCUUCUUUCGAAGCUUAGCUCAAGUAGCCACAUAACUGCUGUAAAAGCAGACCUUGCAUAUUGGACUGCAAGCUUCUUGGACCCUCGCUUCAGGGACACAUUCUGCAGUUACAUUAGUAGUGAUGAAGCAGUGGCAGAGCAAAAGCUAAAUGAGGUGAAGAAGCACCUUCUUGUGAAAAUACGUGAGACUUACACACACUCCACAAAGUUGUUAUAUGCAGCUAAUAGUGGCAAAUUACCACAGCAAAAUGAAACUGCCCCAUCACUUGAUGAGGACUUUUCACUAUGGCUUAUGAAUGCCGAACAGAUGGGGCUUACAAGGUCCAAGGUUGAAGUUUCUUCAGAUGGCACAAACACAGAGGGAGCAGCAACUGCUGCGUUUGAGCUUGAGGCUUAUGUGCAAGACAGCAUUGCUGAUUUCUCCACACCCAUGAGCGACCCAGCACUGUAUUGGCAAACAAAGCGGAUGAUUUGGCCGUCUUUGUACACUGUAGCAGUCACAUACCUGGCAUGUCCUCCAACCAAUACGUACUCGGAAAAAAUGUUUGAAAAAUAUGGUGCCGUUGCUUCAGACGGUAGACAGAGUAUCUGUGCUGAUACUCUGAGUAUCUUGAGUUUCGUACGCAUGAAUCAUGAGUGGGUGCCAAAGGACAUAUCAGCAGCACCAGCUGAUGUGAUCAACUCACUGCGAAAAGCUGUGGACAAAGGCAACACUGAACAAGAUAACACUCACUUUGUAGAUGCAGAAAGUGAAGUGUUGCUAAAGAGAGUUGUUUUUCAAGACUGAAGUUAUAUUUCGCCUACACUGCAAGCGUGUGAAGUGUUAACCAUUUGGCCAAGAUCAUAGCAGCACCCCGCUCUACCUUUGCUUUCUCGUGGCACCUUCUCCAUUCUCCAGCUUACAUCCUCUUUUAGUAAAUGUGCUGAUUCUUUUGAAGAGAGCUACUGUGAAAUAUCUGAUUAAAACUAAGAAACAUACUG